ACAGUGUACAAAUAUCCCACAACAGGAGGUUCUAUUUCUCUGUGCCAUUAUAGGCUCUUUAAUGUUGUUUAGGUGACAUGGUUAGACUGUCUGCUUCUCUUCACACACAGAGGCCUACUCUACCCCUCCCCCACAUGGGACAAGCACACCACCAGCAGCAAGAGCACCCACAUAAAGCAAAGCCAUGCCACUAUCUACCCUGCUGUGGAAUGGAGCUUAUGCAUUUCUCCCCCUGGCUAGAACAUCCCCCAAGAUGGCAGAGGAGGGCAGCAGUACCAGGGACUGUGAGUCCCUCAGCGUGCUCAACUGGGACCAGGUUAGCCGGCUGCAUGAGGUUCUGACCGAGGUCGUACCCGUCCAUGGACGAGGCAACUUUCCAACCUUGGAGAUAACCCUUAAGGACAUCGUCCAGACUGUCCGCAGCCGGCUGGAGGAGGCAGGCAUCAAAGUUCAGGACGUCCGAUUGAACGGCUCUGCAGCUGGCCAUGUUUUGGUCAAAGACAACGGCUUGGGUUGCAAAGAUCUGGAUCUCAUCUUUCACGUGGCUCUCCCCACGGAGACAGAAUUUCAGCUGGUGAGAGAUGUAGUUCUGUGCUCCCUUCUGAACUUUCUGCCAGAGGGUGUGAAUAAGCUCAAAAUCAGCCCUGUCACCUUGAAGGAGGCAUAUGUGCAGAAGCUGGUGAAGGUCUGCACAGAUGCAGACCGCUGGAGCCUGAUUUCCCUCUCCAACAAGAACGGGAGGAACGUGGAGCUCAAGUUUGUUGACUCUAUCCGGCGUCAGUUUGAGUUCAGUGUGGACUCCUUCCAGAUCAUCCUAGACUCUUUGCUGUUUUUCUAUGACUGCUCCAGUAACCCCAUCUCUGAGCAUUUCCACCCCACGGUGAUCGGGGAGAGCGUGUACGGGGACUUUGAGGAAGCCUUUGACCAUCUUCAGAACAGGCUGAUUGCCACCAAGAACCCCGAAGAAAUCCGAGGCGGGGGUCUUCUUAAGUACAGCAACCUUCUGGUGCGGGACUUCAGGCCUGCGGACCAGGAGGAAAUCAAGACUCUAGAGCGUUACAUGUGCUCCAGGUUUUUCAUCGACUUCCCAGACAUCCUGGAACAGCAGAGGAAGCUGGAGACCUACCUUCAGAACCACUUCGCCGAAGAAGAGAGAAGCAAGUACGACUACCUCAUGAUUCUUCGCAGGGUAGUGAACGAGAGCACCGUGUGCCUUAUGGGGCACGAGCGCAGGCAGACCCUGAACCUCAUCUCCCUCCUGGCCUUGCGAGUGCUGGCAGAGCAGAACAUCAUCCCCAGCGCCACCAAUGUCACCUGUUACUACCAGCCAGCUCCUUACGUCAGCGACGGCAACUUCAACAACUACUACAUCGCCCAUCCCCCGGUUACCUACAGCCAGCCUUAUCCUACAUGGCUGCCCUGUAACUAACCUUAAGACCUGAGGGUUUCCACAGUGGGAACCCAUUCAGGGCAGGGGCUUUCAGGUAGGAGAGCCUCCUCCUAGAUGUAGGUGUUUGGCUUUUAAAGGGGAACUCAGCUCUGACUCUGCUUUUCUUUGUGAACCCAUUGGAGUAGGUCCACAAGACUAUCAGGAGCCAACCCUAAAAGGACCCGUAUUACAGUGCCACUCUGGAAGAUGCAAUAGGAAGUGUGACCUCUCUACAUCUUUCUAAGAUAGUCACUCACUUGCCGCUUCCCAGACAUUGGCACAUGGGAUUUGAACUCUACACAGUCUCUGAGGUUGGGAGAGCUGGGCAGCACAUGAGAAGCGUUAAAGGCACUCUUCUCUCGACUAAGCCUCCAGUCCUCUGCAGGCUCCCAUUCAGGAUGCUCAGCAGUUAUGUGAAAGCUGUGCCGAUAGUCUCUUAUUGUGUCAGUUUUAGUCAGCCCCCAAACUGGUAAACACGAGGGUGCUCUUUGUGACUGAAUUUUCAUUCACGGGACUGAGUUGUGUGUAUCUAGUCCCUGUAGCAGAGCUGAGAAUUUCAUUCAUCAAUAAACCAAAGCCAAUAGCUGGAGACUUGAGAUCUGGUUGGAAGUGGUUUAUGAUAGAUGCUGGGCUGUUUCAAGGAAUUAUGAGACAUUGUGGAGAGAAAAAAUAAUAAUGACCUUUUCUUGAAAUGUAACUUGAAAACAAAAUAAAAUGUGGAACGUAAUGUUCAAGUAGAAUUGUGGUGGCGGGUGGCGAUUGUCAAUAGGAAACAUGAGUGUUUUGUUUUGUUUUGUUUUUCUGUAAGGAAUUCUUUAUUGAACGACAUGAGCUCCAUUAGCUCUCUGUUGACUGACUCUUGUUCGCUCUUCCUGAGAGUAAGGACUGUGUUGUGACUAGAGUCAUGGUCAUAUCUGACUUGAGGUUCUUCCCAUGUUUUAAUUGGAAACCCAUUUUUGGACAUUAAUCUCAGUAUGACAGCUUUUUUGCUGGAGUACGUUGGACCCUUCUCCAAUCCCUUCAAAAAUAGUGAUUGUAUUCCCCAAAUAUUUUUCACAGCAGGAGAAUUCGGGAAUCUCAGGAGAAAAGAGUGACCAGUAGACCCACUUUUGAAUUUCACUUUCAAUCUCCAAGUUGCAGGGAAGUAGGGGUUUAGUGUCGUCUGGCCUUGUGUGUUCUCACUACCAAGGCACUUUGAUUACUCUGCUGUCUUUGGGGAAGAGUUGAGUGAGUGAAGAAUGACCUUUCUUAUUCUGUAGAUUCAAGCAUUAUGUUUAUAUCCUGCACUAUAGAAGGAAAACAGUGUUAAUUGCUGGCCCAAAGCAAGCAGUUCAUGGGGAGAGAUCCAGGUGACUGUUGCCUUACCUGGUAGGUUCAGAUGAGAGAUUUCACCUUUUGAAACUUUCUGUGGGAUACCUUAGAAUGCAUCACUUUAGGAUAUCAAGAGGAAAGGCGUUCAGUAUUGCCAGCAAGCUUGAUUUCUAAAGUGAUUCCAUCAGAUCCACAAGCUCAGUUUUUACUUUGUCCAGCGACCAUAAAAAUCCAAAGAUCCGAGUGAUUGCUUUGUAUCUGCUUUAUUGAACUAGUUAUCUUCAUGUAAAAAGGCCCAGCACAAAGUAAUUGGCUGGCCUUUUUUCUAGUAAUGUGUUUUCAAGUUUCUUCUGGAAUGUGCUACAUUGGUCCCCUUAACAGCUGAUUGUCGUGCAUCUUCACUGGCCUCCACGUUAAGUUAGGUCACCAGAAGCCACGUAGUACCCCUAGUUUCUGCUGCUCUGUGGCUCUUAGUUAUGUUUGAAUUCACUGGCUCUGAGUUCUGUGAGGGGACCCCAGCUGUUUCAGUGUUGGAAGGAAGGUAAAGAAAACCCAACUUUGAAAACCAUCGGUCAUCCAUGACCUUAAAAUGCUGCCAUUGUAGUGCAGUGAGGACACAUUUGCACAGAAAUAGAUUUGUAGAGUCAGAGCUUUUGAAGUGGGUUGGAGGCUCCCUCAAUGUAAGCACUUGCUAAUAGAAGCAGAAAUCAGGAUUGCUUUGACUGAGAAGGCUUGGGGACCAGUGAGGCACUGGAAAAACAUCUGGCUUCUUUUUGAAAUUCUUUCUGCUUUAUAUACAUAUAUAAUGUUUUCAGUCAGGCCAUAGUCCCUGAGGAUGGAGAGAGAGAAGUUGUAAACCACCGCUGUGUGAUGGUCCUCUUGGUAGUUUCUUUGCCUGCCCAACUGUUUUGUAGUUUGAGAAUUGAUGUGUGUUCUAGAACCAUCAGAGUAAAAAGUUGCAUUGACCAGAGCUCCAUCUUUAAGACACAACUCCUAGAUUGUGGAUGUCUGGACUAGAGGUGUAUCUACCUGCUCUGUGAACCUUCUGCCAGACCAGAAACAGGCCAGAGAACCUUUCUAUCUGAAACCUGUCUUUUGUGCUGCUCACCUAUACACCAGACACCCUUCCUUGUAGUGAAUCCAAUGGCUCCCCUUUGUGUGUGUGUGUGUGUGUGUGUGUGUGUGUGUGUGUGUGUGUGUUGGUCUUGGCAGAGGGCACUGACGUGCAAGUACACACUCAGAGCCUGCUCUCCCAGUCUGCUCUUCAGAGUCAGUAGCAGCUGGGUUGAAAACAGUGCCUUCAUCAUUGAGUACCCAGAUGCCCAUGUACUUAGUUCUUGGCUUUGAGCUCCAGGCACACCCUCUGCCUUAAACCUUGGCAAGAAGAUGCUGCUGCUUGGUCAGUCAUUGCAUUAAGAUGAGACUCUGGUUACUAACGCCUCUAAAUUAAAUUCCUGGUGACUGCUUGUGAACUGAGGGAGGCCUGGCCCACACCUGGGAGCUAGCAGAUGAGUGGAGCUGGGU
This is a messenger RNA of Onychomys torridus (southern grasshopper mouse), 4264 nucleotides long. It is a transcript of the gene Tent5c, whose product is annotated as terminal nucleotidyltransferase 5C. Gene Ontology annotation, biological process: mRNA stabilization. The transcript has 2 exons. The record is from RefSeq and is a predicted model, not a curated record. Lineage: Eukaryota; Metazoa; Chordata; Mammalia; Rodentia; Cricetidae. Gene Ontology annotation, molecular function: poly(A) RNA polymerase activity; RNA binding. Bases 185 to 1429 code for a protein of 414 amino acids.